Messenger RNA from Amphibalanus amphitrite, 3040 nucleotides. RefSeq lists its product as uncharacterized. The coding region runs from base 769 to 2562 and encodes 597 amino acids. The record is from RefSeq and is a predicted model, not a curated record. The transcript has 2 exons. Gene Ontology annotation, biological process: regulation of mitochondrial mRNA stability. NCBI's taxonomy places the organism in Eukaryota, Metazoa, Arthropoda, Thecostraca, Balanomorpha, Balanidae.
UAUGAUUUGUGAAAAAUGAGUUUUUUUUCAAUUGAUGAGAUACAAAUUACAAAACACAUUUUCGUAGCGUGUAGAGAUCAAGAUGGGCAUGUGUUCAUACUUUCCUAUGGACGGCCCUGGGUGCCCCUUGCAUAGGUGACAAGCAAUGUCUGUAUUGUGAUUAACUAUUGAGUAUUGAGCUGAAUACCUUGACCUACAGCAAAAAAUCAAUAGAUCAUGGGCAAGCAAAGCAUCUAGCACAUACACUUUCAGCCAAUAUUUUUCUGUGUUUUCCAUAUUCUAAAAUAGGCAAGAAUUACAAUACAGUACCGUCCUAGGUAUUUUGGUGAAUUGACGCUGGCAAUGCAAAUCUGACGUGAUUCUGAGGAUUGAGAUAAUUUAACUUUCAAUUUGGUAUUGAUGCUUAUGUUAUUGAUCCCUCAAUAUUUACCAAAUUGUUAUCACAUCAUUGUAUGCAUAUUUGCUAAGUAAGCAUGCAGGGGAGCCCUCUGCCUUCAACUGUGCAGGCUGUGGCUCUUAUCUGAAGAAAUUUGUGAUAAUGGGGAUAAUAUUGAAUAUAAUGCAUAUUGUGUAUGUAAGUCACAAAAAUAGAAGUUAAAUUACCAUUUUGGUAGUAGGAAUAGGGAUUUGGUGGGGAAAUUCAAUGUAAUUUUUGUAUUUUGGAUUGGUAUGGUAUAUGUGAACAUUGGUAUGCACCCAUAUUGAUAAAAUUUAUGCCACCAGUCACAGUCCUAAUUGUUCUUAGGAAGCUGAAGAAAACUCUUGAGAAUGUUGAAACACGUAUUAGCAAGAAGAUCAUUGCUUCUUAUGAUGCCUAUGUGGAGAUGCAAGUGGUAUUCAUCAAACUCGCAUAAGCCUACAGCUGACAAUGAAAUCCUAGAGCUCCAAAUUAUUAAUCAUCUAUAUUCUGACUCUCUUAAAUCACUUCAACACUCAUCAAAAGUAUUUGACCAAGGAAAUAAAGAUAUGAGCAAUGAUUCAACCAAACCAUCCAUAAUAUUUCUGCAAAGUCUAGAUGUGAUCAGACCCCACACCAGGCCAAAUAGGCACCAGCUGACUGUUCUGACUGAGGCGGCUCUGAGUGGACUCACCAGCUCGCCACUGUCGGCUGCUGAGCGCGACCUGCUGCUGGUGUCGGCCGCUUUGGUGACCCGCCGGCCGGACCCGGUUCGGCCGGCCGUGCUCUCGGCUCUGGCGGACACCAGUGACACUGGCGCCACGCUGCGGCUGCUGUACGUGGCCGGUGUGGCGCGGCUGCGCCUGCCGGCCGCUCUGUGGCGGAGCGUGCAGCGCCGGCUGGCCGACCGCUGCGCCGCGCUCUCCGAGCCGGACCUGCUGGCGCUCAGCUCCUCCUCGUUCCGGUGCGGCGCGGCCGUCAGCAGCGGCCGGCUGCAGCAGCGGCUGCUCUCCGCCGCCCGCCGGCUGGCUGACUCGGACCGCCAGACGGGACCGCUGGUCGCCCUGCUGAAGGCGCUCCGGCUGGCGCGCGUCUCGUGCGCGCCGCUGCUCGCCUCGCUGCGCGGUCUGGUGUCGCGGCGCGGCGCCGCUCUGUCCCUGCCGGCCGCCGCCCACCUGGGCGCCUGCUGGUGCUCCCCUCCUCUCCGGGAUCCAGCGCUGCUGGCUGCACUCGAGGCCACUCUGCGAGGACGGCUGGAGACGCUACUGAAUCGACAACAGAUCUCAGCCAGCGGCAGCUGCCCAGAUGGCAGCAGCGUCCCAUCAAUAGAUGACGCCACCGAUCCUGUACCGGACGGCCGACCGAAGGACGUCGCCCGUCUGCUGUACACAUUCGCCCACCUGGGUCACACGCCCUCCCCCGAUACGCUGGAGGUGACGGAGCGGUGGAUGGCCGGCUGGUCGACCGGUCGUCCGCUGCCCCUGGUGGACGCUCUCCUCUCGCUGGCAAUCCUCGGCAGGUACCCCCAGACGCUGCUGGAGCGGGUACUGACGGAGGACGUGUCACAGCGGCUGGCAGCCGCCGGCCGGCCUCGUCAGCUCAGCCGUCUGGCGCUGCUGCACCAGGCCGCCCGUCUGGAGGCGGGUCUGUGUCCGCCGCCGCUGCGGCUGGCGGCGGCCGACGGUGCGCUGCCGGCGCCCUGUCUGCAGCGCGAGCUGCGCCGGCGCCCGCGGCUGGCACCUCUGCUGGAGCGGCUGCGGCGCCAGCAGCCGGCCGCCCGGGUCGAGCUCGGCUACCCGGUGCCGCACGUGAACUGGGCCAGCGUGCUGCUCAGCUGGCCCGACGGCCGUCGCGCCGCCGUGGAGCUGCUCGACGGUGACGCCCUCCUCCUCACAGCGUCUGACGUCAGCGGGCGUCCUUACGUAACCGGGUGUGAUGGCGUCAGUGAACAGUAUGACGUCAGUCGACGUAGGGACGUCAGUGGGUCUGUUGUCACUGUACCCGAUGACGCCACCGGUAGUGGUGUGGGUGCGCCGUGCGGCACAGGUGAAGGCCGGUCAGUGACGGGUCCGGAGACCGCCGUCGGACUGAUCAGGCUAAAGGCCCGUCUGUCUGAGAGACUAGGUUACCUAGUGUGGUGGGACCCGGGACUCGCCUGCGGCUAGAACCGCCACCGGGGUGGUCGUAUCGUUUAUUGACAAAUGUUCGCGUGGCGGUGGUGUCAACUCGUAAAACGUCUGGCGCCUUUGAAAGUAGCUCUCUGGGGUAGAACCCUGGUGGUGUGCGAAGCAGAGCCAAAUGGAGUGGGAUUGGGGGCAAUAUAAUGAAUAGGAGGGAUGUGAUUGUGAUACGAUUUAAUCUAACUUUAUUUUCUAAUCAUUCAUUUUUGAUAAUGUUGUGGCAUCGAUGUUGACUGGCGUAGGUCCGUACAAUGUAUCGAAUGGCACCAGGCGUGUGGCUUAAACUCUAACCAAACGCUUUUAUUAGGCAACUUGGGCUUUCUGUAUUUUAUUCCGGGCGGUGCCGCUCGAAUGCUACGAUUCAUGAUGUGUUUAUAAUGAAUCGUUGUUCGUUAUUGUCUGUCUGUCAUAAAGAUGCAUUGUUUGCUAUAUCGAACCUGAUGAAUAAAUCAAUAUGCGAACA